AUGACAUUUGAUUUGUUCGUGCCAGAGAUCGUACGAGACGAAUUGGGAAGAUUCAUCGCAAAGCACAGUGCUUCGCCUUCACCUUCUCCUAUAAAAAGUCUGGAUCUGCUGAUUACGUGCCGUGGUGUUGUAUCUUCGUACGUAUGCACUGCAUACAGUUUUUUUCUCGUUCGAAUUCGUUCGUCAGUAGACAGACUGCUCAACUACAUGAUCCGUAGACAUUCUUACUUAUUUCGUGUAGUCGUGUGGGCCACUUUUUCGACUUUCGUACGAAGAAUUUAUAUACGAGGAAGCUGUAGGAACUUGGGCCUAUCUACUCUUCGUGCAGCCUAGGGGUCGUUCGUCAGUGACUCGUCGUGGUAUCUAUUUGUAUUUCAGUAUCGAGUAUCUUCAUGAAAGAUUGACGUUGAUCGCCAUCCUCUUCAUCUCGCAUCGAUUCAUCGAUUCGACAGUGCCCCAGUUUUUUGAAAUCUUCGCAAGAAGUAAAAACCCGG
Messenger RNA from Amoebophrya sp. A120, 494 nucleotides. The record is from the annotation of a GenBank genome assembly. Lineage: Eukaryota; Dinophyceae; Syndiniales; Amoebophryaceae.